CAUGUCCCCUCAGUGCCGGUAGUGGUGCUGUGAGUCCGCCGAGCUCUGAACUCUAAACCCCCGCAGAUCUGUUCAAUGAGAGCAGACGAUAACAUAAUAUAGAAAGUACAUUAGUGAUCGCUUUAACGGUUCACCGCCUCAACGGGAAAUAAUAUUCCGUAACAUAAGGAAUUCCGAUGAAUAUUCGGUGCAGUUGAUGAUCUGUGGCGUUUAUACAGUCUGUCCGGAGUGAGACCCCGUAGAGGCUGAACCCACUGCAGCUGAUGUUCUCAGGGACCAGAGUCACGUGAUGUACGAAGGUAAACACAUCCAUUUCUCAGAGGUGGAUAAUAAGCCGCUGUGCUCCUACAGCCCCAAACUCUGCAAGCAGCGCAGGUUGAACGGGUACGCCUUCUGCAUACGGCAUGUUCUGGAGGACAAAACCGCUCCGUUUAAACAGUGCGAAUAUGUGGCCAAGUAUAACAGUCAGCGAUGCACCAACCCAAUCCCCAAAGCAGAAGAGCGAAGAUACUGUAACAGCCACCUGCAGGUGCUUGGCUUCAUCCCGAAGAAGGAGCGUAAGAAGAAGCAGGAUGCUCUGGAGGAGGUUCGUGCCCGUGCUCACGUGGAGUCUGUGGCUCUGAACAUCACCGUUCCCUCUCUGGCUCUGAGAGACACUAAUGGGCUGGAUGGCCUCCCUCCGUCUCCGCCCUGCUCCCGUCUGACUCCGAUGCCCCUCUCGGACUCCGACCUCCUCGACCCCUUUGCCUUCUAUGAGGAGGACACGGACGGAGAGGAAAGCGUGGUGCAGAAGAGCUCCAGCAAGAGGAAGCUGCCCAACAGGCCCGUGAUUGGCCUGAGGGUUACCGCCCGGGACCCAGAGCACCGUCAGCCGGACAUCGAGCACUUUAGCGCCGUCACUGAACCCUGCACACUUCCAACCUCCCCACACUUACCACAACCCCCUCCGCCACCGGCUCCGCCUCCGCCUCAGCCCUCGGCGAGGCUUGUCCAGCCCCCUAAACAUACAGAUCGGCCCGCUUACGCCCAACACGGGACAGUGCAGACACUGCUAUGCAAGCCAGCUCCAUCUCAGACUGGGUCUUCUGGUUUAUCUGGUCUUCUCCCAUCGGCUGGGGUUCAGAACCAGCCUGUUAGCCGGAGACCUGUCCCUGCUGCGUCCCCUCGCCCAGCUGCUGCCCAGGACUGCCCACCGCCCUGCGCCGUGGCCAUGCGCCCCACUGCCUUCACUGCACCCCCUGUCUGCCUGCUCAGACUACAGCACCUUGUGCAGCUCUACGCUCAGAGACAGAGAGAACAUGGAGACCUGUUCCCACAUCUUGGGCUAGACUGGUCUGAAGACAGUACAGAUGAUGAAGAUUCAGAGGAGCUUGUCCCUCUAAUGCCUCAGGCCUGGAGACGUCAGGAAAGAAGCUCCCAUCAAAGCACCUCCAAUGAAAAGCCGCUUUCCCGGCGGGCACGUCUGGCACAGUUAUGUACAUACCUGCAGGAGAGGUAUAAACACCUGUGCCGGCAAGACAGGGCCACCACCCGUCACAGCAGAUACCGAUACGCCUUCCGGAAAGCUCUUCUCCAUGCUGCAAGCAAAGACCCCGACUGCACUGCACAGCUCAUUCAGAAACUCAGCAAGAGCUCACAGACCUCGACCUGCUCAAGGUCUCCGGUACCACAUGAAAGGACAACGUGUACGGGAACCUCAAAGGGUCAUAGCUGCAGCAACAUAGCUUUGCCAUUUUCACGUCACUGUUUUCAACAUAUCCUGUUGAAUCGCUCUCAGCAGCUGUUCUCCAGUUGCACGGCACGGUUCGCUGAUGGACAGCAGUGCUCCAUUCCUGUGUUUGACAUCACUCACCAGACACCUCUUUGUGACGAACAUGCCAAGAAAAUGGAUAACUUCCUGCGUGGGGAUGGCAACAGACGCAGUCAACAGCAGCAGCUUCGGCGCCCACGUAAGAAGACCAAGCCGCCUGCACUGACGAAGAAACACAAAAAGAAAAGACGGCGAGGUCCGCGCAGACCUCAGAAGCCCAUUCCUCCCGCCGUGCCACAGGGCAACUUGCUAAUGCCCUCCCUCUCCCUGUCCACUCACCACACUCAUGUCAGGAGUCCGUCGACCCCUGAACUCAGUGCAGACGAGCUUCCUGACGACAUCACAAACGAAAUGCCUGACAUUCCCAAUGAUCUUGAGCUGAAUCAGGAAGAUUUCUCUGAUGUGCUGCCCCGACUCCCAGAUGAUCUUCAGGAUUUCGACCUUUUUGAGGGUAAGAAUGGAGAGUUGUUGCCCACCACAGAGGAGGCUGAGGAGCUGGUCAGAGCCCUGCAGGCCAUGGGGUCGUAUCCUGACUCCCUGGUGUGUUUGUCCUCAAUGGGCGAACUGACCCCAGCGGAUGGAGUAGACCACCGAACCAUGGCUGUGUUCUCUGGGUCAGGGGUCGCAACGACAGGCAUCGGAGACCUUCUAAACGGCCGAAUAGCUUCUGAGACAUUUCCCAAUCUAGAGCUGGAGGGUAACCUCCUCCACGCCCCGACAGACCAUCAUUUCCCAACGUCCCCUUCACCACAGCCAACCCAGAGCAGCGCCACCGCACCCUCCACAAACCACAGCGGUGGGUUAACAGAACGAACGUUUCCCCGAGCUCCCAAACCGGACUCGUCCCCGCCAGGUAGUCAUUACAGCAGCGAGCAUGUGCCAUCGCCCUACAGGGAUCACAUCUCACCCCCACAUGGUGCCUCUUUUCAAACCGACCCGCCUCUCUUGCUGGAGGUGCCUUUGAGUGGAGCUCCCGGGCCUCCGCGCACCUCCUGGAACAACCUCCCGCUUUCACUCACGGACCCGGCACAGUUCGGUAACCUCCUCACUGCUGAAACUCACCUGCUCUCCACCGCACUGUCCACCCCGCCCUCCACGUCCCACUCCACUAUCCUGCAGCCCACCGCUGCUCUCUCCGCUCUACCCCAAUCGGGCCUGACUAGCCUCACCUCACCCUCCUCCUCGCCCUCUUCACGGGACCUUCUCACCCCCACCUUACCUAAACUACAGCUCCCACAGUUUAGUGCAGCCUUUGGCCACCAACUGGCUUCCCAUAGUGGGAUCCCCAAAGACCUGCAGCCCAGCCAUAGCUCGACAGCGCCACCUACAGGCUUUACCAUCACUAGUGCCACUGCUGCAACUCCCCCGUUCCCGCAGAGCAACUGAGUCUGGUUAGAGAGACUUAAAGGGUUAGUUCACUCAAAAAUUAAAACUGUCAUCUUUUACUCAGCCUCCUUGGAACAAGAAGGUAGAGGUUUUGAACAAUGUUCGCUUCCUGCUCUUUAAACAGAAUUAAGUAAUGAACAAGGGCUGUCAAACUCCAAAAUGGCGUUCUAAAUUUCUACACUUUUAAACUGGUGUAUAACAAUUGGUUAUGACGUGUGAUGACCAGGAUUGUUUAGUAAUGUCUUUGCAUGACAUUUUGGCCUGUUCACAAAAAGACACGAACCAUUGGCUGUUAAAUAAUCGAUUACUUUUAUUGAUAUAACGCUUUUAACAAAACCGAUACAAAGCACUGAACAGUAUCGGUAUUAAUGCAUUCGUUCACAAAGACACAAAUAUUUGCACACUGUCAGUGCUGAUUUGGCACAGUGCAAAGAAAACUGGACUUCUGAUUGCAAAAGGUCGUUAUGCAAAACUUUAAUGAACAGACUAUUUUUGCAUUAGUUGAAGAGCAGAGGAAAAAUCCUGAAUUUUUUAAAUUCAAAAUUGUGAAGACUUAGUACACAAAUCAUGAAUCAUUUUUUAUGGAGCUUUUAUGUCCAUUCAUUUUAAUUGCACAAAGAGCAGUCUGAACAUUCUUAUCAACAUCUCCUUUUGUGUUCUUUAGAAGAAAGUAUGGCUUUAAGGGUUUCUCUUUUGGGUGAACUAACUCUUGAAUUUCCAUCGCCAGCAGCAGUUUUUAGUCUAUCUGUACACGUAUCUCUUAUUGUUACUGUUGUGAUCCAAAAGUUAUGUUCUACACUCAUAUGCCCCUUUUCCACUAAAUGGUGCUAGUGCAGGAGCCAGUGAUCUGCAGAGCUGUUUCAGAGCCGAAUCAUAUUUCUUGUGAGCCAAACGAUGAUCUGACAUUACUACAUGUACCUAAUAAUGCGCGUUACACUCUUAGUGUAUUCCAGGUUUUGAGAACUUUUUUAUUGAAUUAUUAUUAUGAAGAACAAUCAUGAUUCACGCAUAUGAUAUUUGUAAAUAAAUCAUUGUUUCAGACAGACAGAGACAAUAACGUUGCAGGAGAAGUUGUGCAGCAUGAUGACAAAUAGAAAUGUCGUUUGAGGUUGUGUGCAACUUAAUAUUUUUACAUUAUAAAGGACUUUUAACAUCCAUUUUUUUUAAAGUGGAAAUGUGCAAAAUGGUGCCAGGCACCAGCACUGUGUCAGUGGAAAAGGGUUGAUGGUCUUGUAUUUAGGCCAGUGGAUCAUAUUCUUGUCACAUUACUUAUUCCAUUAGUAUAAUGUUCUUCAUACAAGAGUAGCAGGAUGUUGUUUGGCUUGUGUCCUGUAGAGUCCUUGUGAGUGGAAUGUUCUUGUGUUUGUUGGCUGGAGAAAGAGCAGAGCAGGACUCUCUUUUUUUAUACUUGGUAUUCGGAUCAGUUUCGGGUUAAUCUGAUCACAAGGAAUUAUCAUUUACGCAUUGUCUUAAUGUGCAUUUCCUUCGAUCUUAUGAUUAAUAUGAGUUCAUUAGUGUGUCAUCAGUGGGUCACUGCAUGUCCAUGAAGAAUUGGACACACUCAUGCCCUCAUAUUUGUAUUCAAGAGAAAGUUGAUAUGAGAAAUUUACAAUUCUUUAGAAAUUUACUUGUGCUGUAUUUUUGAGCAAGCUGUCACUUAGCAAAUCCAAUCAGUUCCUGAUUGGCAAAAUAAAGUCCCGUUCUACAUUUCUUCUCAUUGGACAAGCAGUCGGUCUGACAUGCAUUGCAAUAGAGAAGAAAAUCUGGAUGCAAUGAGGUCAACUUUAUAGCUGUACAUGGCUUGCAAACUUGCAGCACAAGUAUUAAAUGAGAACGCGGUCCGGGAUGCAUUAGUAUAAUGUGAAGUGGCAUCUCGGAAAGUGCGAUUAGAUCACCAAAGACGCAUACCAAGUAUAAAAACAAAUGUCAACACUGAACUUUCAGCCAGUAGCCCAGAAUGAACUCCGGGCACAGCCAACAACACUCGUGUCAUCCAGCAGUCUUUGUAUCAGGACCGGUCUAUACUUAAAUGUGGUCUUACGAGAAUCCACCAUACGACUUGUAAUCAGGACACAAAUCUGUAUGACUGGACAGUAUGAUUCAUUGAUGGGUCUUUGCACAUGCUCAGUGGACCAGGCCUGGACCGCUCACAUCGAAAGGUUAAUUAAAGCAAUAAUCUCCUCAGCAGAGUCUCUCGUACCAGUCUUCAGUCGGGGCUCGGUGACAAACAGCUGGAUCUCAUUCUCCUUAAACGGUUUUUCAUUUAUGGCUUAACUGUUUGAUUGACGGCAAAUAUCUCGACUUUGCUAAUCUCGUAGAAACACUGACACGGAACUCUUUCAGAGAAGAGUAAGCUGAACAAUGACACUUAUUUUGCCAAAUACAUGGGUUCAAAUGUUUGUUCUUCUUCAUGGUGCUUAAUCAGUUCAGGACCUCGUUCGGUCUUUUUUUAAUACAAGAGCCCUUGGUGGCAAGGUUUCUGAGUACAGUAGAGCUGGCAAAUGGAAGGAAUGGGAGGCGGGAAAGUUGAUGUCAACUGAAAUAACCCCUGCGUUCGUUUUGUGGACAUUUGGUGCAAUUUCUAUGGAGAAUGGUUUGUGCAACCUGAUGGUUCUUCUCCAGACUUCCACAGAAGUGUCAGGUUCAAACUCAGCCAUUUUUAGUCACCGUCAGUCAGCCUUAUGCCACGUGGGACCAAUGUUCCCUGCAGAUUUCGCUUUCUCUUUUGAAGUUAAGACAGUACAACCAAGGUUUUUGGUAGAUUUUAGACACUGAACGAUUAUCUUAUAUAUUAAGUAUUAAAUAUAUUUAUAGAAUAGAAUCCUCUAGAUUGGGUUUUAUUGGUUGAAUUGAGUGGCGAAAGGUAAAUAAUGAAAUUUUAAAGAAACAUACUUGGUGGAACCGAAGCAUUUAGUGGCAUAAUGUUUAAUUAUGUUGUUUAAUGGCUAUCAAAAUUCUCGUGAUUAAUCAUUUUUUUAUUGAUUGAUGUUGUGUAUCUGUGUCAUUUCUUUGGACGAAGAGACUGUGAUCAUGUGCAACAGUAUUUUUGAUAGCUAUUAAAAAAAAAUAAGAGUCAGUGAUCGCUGAAAUCCACAGGCCCUUGUGCACAUUUACUCUAAUCCAAUAUCACUAGUCAUAAUGGGUUUCAUUCAUGAAAAACUAAGAGAACGAAAUGUGUGUAAAUUAUAUAUUUUGAAAAAAAAAACAAACAUUUUUACGUAAAUGCUGAUAAUUAAAUUCUAAAAUCCAGUGACGGUUUACGUGAGAAUGAUUUUAGAAAAGAUUCCGUGUUUUCUUGCGUAAACUGUCGCAUUGAAUAGAAGAGUUAUAAUUUAAUGGAAUCGUUUGUAAAACCGUUAUAGAUUGACGCAUUGAACUGAUUUGAAACCGCUCUGAUUGAAUCAUUCAUAGAAUCGUUCUCGCACAAGUCGUGACAUUUGUAUCGAAAGCAACGGCUUACGUAAUAAUGGUUUUAAGAUGAUUUACACGCAUUCGUUCUGCUCUGUUUCAUGAAAGAGAUCAUUUGUGUGGAGGAAUGAUCACGGGCAUACUGAAGCCGUUACUUCGUUUGAAGUCAAUCUCAAGAGUCAUUAGUAGUGACAAAACAUUGUUCGUUUUCUAGGUCAUCACAGGUUCUAAAUGACACUUCAGUCACUUGUGCAAAAGCCUGCUAUCGUUUUUUUUUUUGUUUGUUUUUUUCCACCGAUGUUCAUCAGUUGUGGCAAAAGCAUUUUUUUUGUUCCUCUAAUGAGCUGAAAUGUUGUGUGCAGUCCACGUUUUUACUGUGUUACUACUGUGUGUCCUGUGCAAACGACAGCAGGUCCGCUGCACAGAGAAACCCCCAGACAAAAGUCGCUUGCACUCUGCGUUAAGAUGGCUGACUGAUUCCUAUACUCACUGAAUGUACUGUAGAACUGUUUUUAAAAAAAAAACAAAAAAAAAAACUCAUAGGAUAAUCUAGUCACCUUUUGUUAUUGGUCUUUAAUUUGUCUAAGGUAUUUUUUUGUAUACAAAGGUUUACAUUUUUAUGUAUAUUUUUCUCGUGUAAAAAAUUAUGUAAUAUGUGUAUAAACAUUGUAUGUAAUAUCUGUAUAUAGAGUGACAAAUUUUGAUCUUGUUUUUGGAUGUAAGAAUUAAAAUUGUGUGAAUUUG
Puntigrus tetrazona (Sumatra barb) is the source of this 7348-nucleotide messenger RNA. It is a transcript of the gene ino80da, whose product is annotated as INO80 complex subunit D. The record is from RefSeq and is a predicted model, not a curated record. Gene Ontology annotation, cellular component: nucleus. The transcript is spliced from 10 exons. Bases 290 to 3196 code for a protein of 968 amino acids. NCBI's taxonomy places the organism in Eukaryota, Metazoa, Chordata, Actinopteri, Cypriniformes, Cyprinidae.